Messenger RNA from Scutellospora calospora, 297 nucleotides. Lineage: Eukaryota; Fungi; Glomeromycota; Glomeromycetes; Diversisporales; Gigasporaceae. The record is from the annotation of a GenBank genome assembly.
AUGAAAGAGUACCUUGCUUACAAAGUUGAAGGACGUAAUGCUAAUACCAAUACCUUGAAACUAUAUAUAAUGAACAUUAAAGCUCAUAAUCAAGCUCUUGGUCAUAAUUGGGAUCAUCGUGGUUUUCGUGUUAUUAUAGACGAGGCUUUGAAUAAAUGCAAUAAGGAUGCUUCACUUCAGGAUUCGAAUUCUCCUAUAUCUAUGACGACUGCCGAAAUUUGCUCAAAUGGUUUAGGUUCUCUUGAUCCACUCUCUUUCCCUUCCUCUAGCAUUAACACUCCAAAGGCCGACUCUUUU